Molecule: messenger RNA, 2970 nt
Organism: Aspergillus welwitschiae
Lineage: Eukaryota; Fungi; Ascomycota; Eurotiomycetes; Eurotiales; Aspergillaceae
Product: C6 zinc finger domain protein
Exons: 3
Coding region: 1-2667 (888 amino acids)
Biological process (GO): regulation of DNA-templated transcription; DNA-templated transcription
Cellular component (GO): nucleus
Molecular function (GO): DNA binding; zinc ion binding; DNA-binding transcription factor activity, RNA polymerase II-specific
Source: RefSeq, a predicted model, not a curated record
AUGCCACCCCCACCUGAGCCUCGCCAGAUCAAAAGGCCCCGAUUAUCGCUGAGUUGCAUUGUCUGCCGCCGUCGCAAAGUUCGCUGCGGCCGCGAACACCCGGAAUGCGCCAACUGUGUCCGGAUGAAGGAGAAUUGUGUCUAUAAGACUAUGGUCCGCGAUGAGUUUACCGGCCGCGUACGCCAAGUAUCUCCUCCUCCUGUGCCUCAGGGUGAUAACCCCAAUGGAUCGGAGUUUUGUGCCAACCGUUCGGAGGAGCGUACAGGAGGAUUUACUUGGUCGCACUGGAUGUCACAAGGCUCUGGCAAUGUAUUAGAUCUCAGCGAUGAGGCUCCACUUCCGCGUCCGACCAUUUCUCCUGCUUCUGCUCCUCCUCCUCAGAGACGCUCUACCCAAGCCAAAUGCGACGCUAGCUCUGUUCCUCAUCCCCACCAUUCUUCCACUAUACUCACUCCGGCGCCAUCAAGCCAUCCGCAGGUGGAUUUGGUAUAUCCGACAGUACCUUCCUGGGAAGAGGCCAUCCAGCUACCCGAUAACCAUCACGCAUCCUCUCGGGCAGGAACAAGCAGGACGUCGAGUGUCUCCCAGGAUGCUUCCCCAGCGGUCUCAGAAUCAGCCAGAGCGCCUUCUACAUCUACAAGUCACAGUGGUCUACUUAGUCCUGAUUAUCUGAGUGUACGACGGGGCGCACGUGUACGGUAUAUUGGUCAAGCGUUUUGGGGCUUUGUGGCCGGGAAAGAAACCCUGAGCGAUGAUUUCUUCGACUGCAACCGUGAUGCCUCAACGGAACAGCCUCUGACACAUAUAUCCUCUUUGGGAAUGUUCAAUCUAUUACGGUCCCUACCUACCAAGCCCGUGAGCGAUGCCCUCCUCGAUGCCUUCUUCUUCGCGGUGUGGCCGCUUUCUCCUCUGGUGCAUGGCCCGACUCUACGGGCGGACUACGAUAAUUUUUGGGAAUGGUGUCGCAACAGCGAUAGAGCGUUACCCCCAGAAAAGGUCCGCGAUGACCCAACCUUUCUCUGCCUUCUCUUUGCCAUCCUGUAUUGUGGCGCAUCCGCUGCACCACCGACCAGCUGGGCAUGCACCAAUCUGCAGAGCCUGCGGAAGGAAACGACCAUCAAGCACUUGAAGUCGGCCUAUACGACAAGUCUGUCUCUAUGCCAGCAUCUCGAACACCCGACAUUGAACACGCUAGUGUCUACAUUGCUGACUGCACCGUUCUUGGACAGCCAUGUUGCGCCGAUGCGCAAUAUGGUCUCCGUCGGCACAACAGUCCGCAUCGCCCAGAGUAUGGGAUUGCAUCGAGAAGGAACUUGGUCAUCUUCAUUGAGCCCCGUAGAUCGGGAAAUUCGUCGCCGGGUCUGGUGGUACAUCAUUGGGCUUGACGUACAGUCCAGCAUCUCCACAGGCCUACCCCCAUGCUGUGCUACCGAGGCGCUAUAUAUUGUCAGCAUGAUAGCUGAUACACGCGAUGGAGAUAUCGGGGUCCUUUCUAAUCAUCGUUCCCCGGAACCAGUCCCUCGUCCUUCGGCGCAGUCCUUAACCGUGAUACUCGCCAUAGCGCGCUCUGAAACGGCGCGUCUGCAAUCAAAGAUCGUGUCGCGCCUGCAAAAUGGAAGACGUCUAGCUCAGACUGAACUUACUGAGCUUGUGGCGUCGGCGAAAAAGCUGCAACAGAAGCUUGAUACCUUGAUUGCCCGUGUCCCUUCACAAGGGAUUCCUGAAAAAGGAUUUAUCCCCUCCCGCUUAGCCAAAGCAUCUCCAGUCACUCACCCAGCACUUUAUAAGGAUGAUGGCACUCAUCCAACUGUUUUCUCCACUUGGACAAGAAUUAUGUUGGUCCUUCUCAAAUUCGAGGUAGCUGUUAUUCUACAAAAGCCUUUCUUACCUGCCCCGGACAGUGCAGAUCCGCAAUCAUGCAGGGCAUGGACCAGCGUGGCACAUCUCUGCGUGAGCUACUUGCGUAUAUUCCUCCAGCUCUAUCAAACCCCUGCCUUCUCCCCCUACGUAUGGUUUUGCUACCGACACUAUGGACCUCUGCAAUGUGUGUUUCUUAUCCUCGUGUACCUCCAUACCUUUCCGGAAUCAGGUGACAUCGUGCUGGCUCGAUAUUGCAUCGAUGAAAUCAUCGACCACACUGUAUCCCAUUACCAAGUCCCGCAGGAUUCAUUCGGAGCAACUCGUGCAGACAAUCCGGAAUCCGAUGAAGGCUCAACGGAGGACCGAAUACCCCUGGCUAUUCAGGUUCUUGUUGACCUCCACAACCGCCUGCAUUCGCACCCGAAGUCUGAUAACCAAACCACUGACAGGUUGGAUGAAAAUGAAUAUCAGUUCUCCCCAUACUCCCUCGAACUUGGAAUUCAGGGUACUGAGGAGGACACAAUAGACAAGAGCAUCUUCUCCUUGCCGUCUUUGUCAUCUUCGUCCUCCAGAACCCACAUCCACCGCAAUCAAGAGGCCCCUUCUACGACUACUGCACCCCAAAUGCCUUCUGGCACCAAGCAUGGACCACCGAGUAGCGUGUUUGUCGCAGACAGCGACGGUGGCUCGGACCUGGACAUUCUUGCCAGUCUCUCUGAUUUUGAGACGUGGUCAUCCUCGUUGGUUGUGGACCCAAGUGAUAUUCUGGCACACCCUACUUCGAUGGCACCACACCAUCCCGUGUGAUGGGAUUGGAAGUAUCCCAGAGUCCGCCCACUUCGGACAAAGCAAACAUGCUUAGAUGACAAGCGAUACCAUCUUGAUGAAUUUAGGAUAAUACCCGACUAAAUGUAUGCGUCGUUAAUUUCUUGUAUUUCCUUUGCUAGCACGGUCAAGCUGAAAUCUUAACAGCGAAUAGAAUUGAGAGACAGAAAUCAGCAAGUAAAUGUUCCGCUAGCACCCACGGUAUUAGGGUCGUAUUGAUUUAGUGCAACUUUGCUUAGAGAAAUAAUGUCUGACAAUAUUGAACGCUAAGAUAAUCAAGCUAAC